Menidia menidia (Atlantic silverside) is the source of this 2103-nucleotide messenger RNA. Lineage: Eukaryota; Metazoa; Chordata; Actinopteri; Atheriniformes; Atherinopsidae. The record is from the annotation of a GenBank genome assembly.
GUGGUGGACGAUGAGGGCCAGCCUCCGGCAGCCACAGCGGCCAUCCAUCUGAGCGGCCGGACGUGGGGACUGCAGAGAUGGAGAUUGGUGCGGUGUCAGUGUUGUCAGGGACACGCUGAAUCACAGCAGGAGAAUGAGUUCAUUCAUGUUUCACAGAGCCGAGCACAGAGUCGGCCUCUUCCUAACAACCUGCAGCGCUCUUCCCCGCUACUCCUCCAUCAGCGCUUCCCUUUCAGCCUGGUUGUCAUGGUCAUGGUUGAGAAAACGCUGGAGCAGACCCGCUCUGAUCCAGCCGCGCCCCGCUCUCACUGCUCGGUGCACGCUUUUCCGAAUUCGUCCCCACUAAGCUUGCAGCUUGCCUCUGGUCCAGGUCCAUCCACAUCCCUCCCUCCCCUCUCUUCCUCCUACCCCCUCCUCCCCACACUCCUCUUCCUCCUCCUCCUCCUCCUCCUCCUCCUCCUGCCCGCUGCUCUUUACCGUCCCGUCGCCAGGAUGGAAAAGACGCUCUGCAGUCCGCACCUCGGGACCCCCAAAGCCAGCUCCCCGUCGUCGGACCACCGCGGGAGCUCAUCCUCGUCCAGGAAAGCCGGUGCCAGGAGCGGGUCGCACAGCCCCGGGUCCGUGUCGGCGGGGGCCGGACACGGCCGGGGAGGCGUGCAGGGCAACAGCCCCGGCGCUCCGCAGCAGCCGGCGCGCAGGCGGCAGCUGGAAGGAGUGCUCAGCAAAUACACCAACCUGAUCCAGGGCUGGCAGAACAGGUACUUUGUGUUAGAUCCCGAGCUGGGCCAGCUGCAGUACUUCGUUAAUGAGCAGGGAAAGAGCCAGAAGCCCCGUGGGUCCCUGCCCUUGAUCGGCGCCUCAGUAUCCACCAGUGAUGAGGCUCCACACAUGUUCGUUGUAAACUCUGUCAAUGGGGAGCUGUACAAACUCAGAGCUGCCGAUGCCAAGGAGCAGCAGUUUUGGAUCAGUCAGCUUCAAGCCUGUGCCAGACGCCACUCUGACAGCAGUGCCAAGGUGAGGAAGCUAAAGGGCUCAGAUGAACACCUGAGUGUGGAGAGAGCAGGAGGAGGGCAGGAGAUGCUGGGCUCCUCAUCCUCAGGUCGGACCCGUAGUUUCUCCCUCCUCCCCCACCUUACUCCAUCCUCAUCCCCGAGCUCCCAGAGGCACCCAGGCCACACGGCCGCUCCCAGCAACAUCGUCACCAUCACCCACCACAAAUCUCCAGCUGCAGCGCGGCGGGCCAAGAGCCAGUAUCCAGGACGCCUGCUAGAGGUUAAAGAGCAGGAGCACCGCUGGGCGCUCGCAGAGCGACAGCAGAGCUGGAUCGUUGGCGUGGGGCUAUUUCGGGAUACAUCACUGGUCCUGUUGGCUCCGGAGAGGGAGGUGAUGUCUCAAGCUGAGGGCCAACAGAAGAACCUCGUCCAGUCCAUUGACUCCCUACCCACCAAAGGGCCGCUUUCGUGUCUGGACCAGGACCUGCUGCUGCUCAAAGCCACCUCCGCCGCCACGCUCAGCUGCCUGGGAGAAUGCCUGAACAUCCUGCAACAGACUCAGAGUCACAGCCAGGCGCCGCCUCAGUCCCAGGCCUCCCAGCGCUACCACACCGGCCACGGAGCCUCCUCCGGUGAGUCCGUCCUGGGCCCCGUUCCAGUGCUGUUACUGGAGCCCCCAACUCCUCCAACUCCCACAUGCCCCUUGUCUUUUCAGUCCCCUCCUCCAGAGCCCACUGGCAAGGCCCAGCUGGUGCAGUUAGACUGUGGCUCGUGCCCAUGCCUGAUGGGCCCUGUGAACUUCAGGGGUGGUGUGGAGUGGGACCACGGGGCCGCAAGUACAAACCUCUUUCCUUCCGCUGCCUUGCUGAUGAGUCCUGUGGGGGCCCAGCUGCUCCUCGCUUCCGGCAUGUACCCUCCACAUCUCAAUGGUGCUCCUGUGUGGACUGUACCAAAGUCGCCCUCAGGGGAGCAGCUGAAGAACGGAGGUCUGACUCCUCUGCGGUCAGCCGAGCCCUCCCCAGCCCUCAGGAAAAGGAGUCUGUCCCAUGGUGCUGAGGUGAGAAACACGCCGUCACAUCGUAGCGUCUGGUUCACAACGCCUCACAUCUAA